This is a messenger RNA of Oenanthe melanoleuca, 1095 nucleotides long. RefSeq names its product F-box and leucine rich repeat protein 13 (gene FBXL13). Lineage: Eukaryota; Metazoa; Chordata; Aves; Passeriformes; Muscicapidae. The record is from RefSeq and is a predicted model, not a curated record.
AUGCUUCAGAUUACCAAAGAAUUGUGUGCAAAAGAGUGGGACUUUUACAGCAGAAACUUAAUGAAGCUUUAUUUUGGAGGAUGGAUAAAAUAUAAUUUGCUGAAAAGGAAUGAGAAAAGCCAGUGGAAGAUGGCUGUAGGAUGAGUCCAUUAUAAUAUCUAUUUAAAUCUGUUGUAUAGAGAGAGUACUAAUGGAACUCUACGAUUAUUGACAAGGAAAUUUAGAGGCUGUCACAAGAUCAUCUGUUUGGAAAGUCCAGGUUUCAUUCAGGUUUGUACUGAUGUCUUCAGAAAUACUGCCAAUGGCUGCAGUUGGAUUCAAGAUUUGCUAAUCAGCAAAAUGUUAACUCUUACAGAUAGAUGUGUUUAAACUCUGGUUGAAAAAUGCAUAAGGUCUGUUUUCUUUCUAGACUCUCCGAAACUUUCUGACACAACUCUUAAAGCCCUUGCAGAAUGUAAGCUUUUGAAGGUCAGCAUUGAGGGGAAUAACCAAAAUACUGAUUUAAGCUUCAAGCUGAUGAAUAAAUGCUGCCCAUACAUCAGGCACAUUCAUGUGGCUGAUUGCCAGGAGAUUACAGAAGUUGGUGUUAAGAUGAUUUCACCAUUGAAACAUAUUUUUUGUACCGAAUAUGGCAGACUGCAUAAGUUCUGCAAGGGCACAGAAUACCUGGAACUCUGCCAUGUCUCUUACUGCCCUCAGCUGACAGAUGAAGCUGUGAAAAAAAUGGCAUUUCACUGCCACAGACUGGCAUCUGUCAACACAGUGGGUUACCCAAAGAUGAUUGAUACAUGUAUCCAAUAUUUGGCUGCAGUCUGCCAUUAUCUCUCCAUCUUGUACAUCUCAAGUUGUAUUCAUCUUACUGACAACUUGAAAUAUCUUUGGAAAGGCUGUGAGCAACUCCAGAUUCUCACAACACUGUACUGUAGAAAAAUUACCAAACAAGCUGUCUUGAAAUCCACAGCUGAACUGGAGAAACAGCAACAUAAUGAUGGACCUCCUUCCUGGCUUGGCUAUGACUGGGAUGGUAACAUAACCCUUUCACCAAAAAAUACAGAUCAGAGCCUGAAAAAACAAAUUCUUUAAAAUGAAAAAUGA